AAAGUUUCUCCCGGCGUCAGACCCUCGACGAGAGCUGCAUCUGGAAGCGGAGGCUAUGGCAGCUGCAGGGACACCCAAAAAGCCCUCAUCAGUACUCGCAACAAUAGCGGCACAACGCGCAGCAUCACAACCCAAAGUUGAGGAUUUGAAGCCUAUACGGCCUAUAUAUGAGAAGAAAUACCAUCUGACCCAAGAGGAUAUUGAUGAAAUUCGGAGAUUACGGAAGGAGGAUCCCAGAUACUGGUCACGUCUAAGACUGGCAGAAAAGUUCGAUUGUUCGCAAUUUUUCAUCAGUCUGUGUGUCACUGCGCCAGAACAUGCAAAGGAGAAGGAGGCGGAGGUGGAGGCUGUGAAGGCCAGAUGGGGACGACGGAAAAUUGAAGCAAGAGUAGCAAGGGCGGAGAGAAAGAAGCUAUGGGGUCAGGAGGGCUGAACAGAAACUGGGGCAAACCCACGGAGAUGAGGGACAAGUGUAUAUCUCAGGCAGUCUACGCAGCAGCACAUUCCGUCAACUCAGGUGCUGCGAGAACUGUUCUGCAGCAAGCCAUUGCUUCUUGAAGAAUUUGGCACUGCUUGAGAAGCCAGCGAUUGCAGCAAUAUGGAUGGCAGGCUUG
Sphaerulina musiva SO2202 is the source of this 614-nucleotide messenger RNA. RefSeq lists its product as uncharacterized. Bases 56 to 433 code for a protein of 125 amino acids. The record is from RefSeq and is a predicted model, not a curated record. Gene Ontology annotation, cellular component: mitochondrial large ribosomal subunit. Gene Ontology annotation, molecular function: structural constituent of ribosome. Lineage: Eukaryota; Fungi; Ascomycota; Dothideomycetes; Mycosphaerellales; Mycosphaerellaceae. The transcript has a single exon.